AGCAUCUCCGAUCGGAGAUAGAUGCUUUUAGAAAACAAAUGGUGUCCUUGUGACCUCGGACAAUAUCCAAAACGUCCCUGUGGUAUUUUUGGGAUCAAUCUAUCUCGCAAUAACCCAAGAGAAACGCGAAGAACAAACAACGAACAAUGAUCUUCAUUUUUCUCUCACUUCUCCUUCUCGUUGCUUUACUCUACAAGUUCCUCACUUCUGAUGGGGAUUUCACUUUGAUGUCAAAGAGGCAUGCAAAGCGUGAAGAAAUUGAAGAUAAGGUUGUUUGGAUUACUGGAGCCAGCCGUGGAAUAGGUGAGGUUCUUGCUAAACAACUGGCAAGUUUAGGUGCCAAACUAAUUCUUUCAUCACGGAAUGAAGCAGAAUUGGAGCGUGUCAAGAACCAACUUACUGGUAAACAUGCACCUGGUGAAGUAAAGAUUAUACCUUUGGAUUUGGCAUCAGGUGAAGAGUUUCUUAAGGAGGCUGUAGAGAAAGCAGAGUCCUUUUUCUCUGGUGCUGGUGUUGAUUAUAUGAUCCACAAUGCAGCUUAUGAACGACCAAAAUCAACAGCUUUGGAUGUGAAUGAGGAAAGUCUCAAGGCUACAUUCAACAUCAAUGUCCUUGGGCCAAUAUCUCUCACACGACUAUUGGCAUCUUCUAUGCUGAGCCGGGGGCGGGGUCAUUUUGUUGUGAUGAGCAGUGCUGCAGGCAAGACACCUACCCCGGGUCAGGCCAUAUACUCUGCUUCAAAAUUUGCUCUAAAUGGAUACUUUCAUUCCUUGCGUUCUGAGCUCUGUCAGAAAGGGAUUAAGGUGACCAUUGUUUGUCCUGGGCCAAUAGAAACGUCAAAUGGUUUUGGAUCGACAACCUCAGGAAAGAAAGGUACUUUUGAGAGGAGAGUGUCGUCAGAAAGGUGUGCAGAACUGACAAUUAUUGCGGCAACCCAUGGUUUAAAGGAAGUUUGGAUAUCAGACCAGCCUGUGCUAGCUGUUCUGUAUUUAGUGCAGUACAUGCCAACUGUUGGGUAUUGGCUCAUGGACAAGAUUGGUGGAAAUCGAUUAGCAGCUGCUGCACAAAAAGGCAAUACAUACUCUUUGAGCUUAUUGUUUGGGAAAAAGAAAGCAACCUGAAUUGUUACUGCAGGUUGAUAUCUCUUCUGUUUUAUGUACUAGUUUGCGACAACAAUACAAGCCCUUCCAAUGGAAGAUUUGUAAUACAACCCAAUAAUUCACAUCCUUGUCAGUAUAUAUUGUCAGAAUUGUUCUAUCAACGAAAAUCCUCAACUUGAGUCAAAAAGGAUAUCAAGGAAAAUAUAUAACAUUUGCGUAACAGCUGAUACUGGUGUACCUGUUUAAUUUCAAAAGUUACGAAGCUACUUUUUAUUUUC
This is a messenger RNA of Populus nigra (black poplar), 1378 nucleotides long. RefSeq lists its product as uncharacterized. The transcript is spliced from 12 exons. Lineage: Eukaryota; Viridiplantae; Streptophyta; Magnoliopsida; Malpighiales; Salicaceae. The record is from RefSeq and is a predicted model, not a curated record. Gene Ontology annotation, molecular function: oxidoreductase activity. Gene Ontology annotation, cellular component: membrane. The coding region runs from base 147 to 1121 and encodes 324 amino acids.